Molecule: messenger RNA, 3902 nt
Organism: Eucalyptus grandis
Lineage: Eukaryota; Viridiplantae; Streptophyta; Magnoliopsida; Myrtales; Myrtaceae
Product: disease resistance protein RUN1
Exons: 6
Coding region: 261-2879 (872 amino acids)
Biological process (GO): defense response
Source: RefSeq, a predicted model, not a curated record
AAGGUCAGUUGGUUUCUGACCUCCUAGGUGUAACGCAUGGACAAAUUCAUUCUGUUGAUGAUGGGAUUAAGUCCAUCAGAAGUAGACUCUUGCACAAGAAGGUUCUCAUUGUUCUCGAUGAUAUUGAACCAAGCUCCGGACUUACACCGAUUUUAAGUAUUCUUGAUUCGUUAGGCUCUGGAAGUAGGAUCGUAAUUACCACCAGAGACGAACAGGCUUUAGAUAAGUUUGAAGUGUCCCUGAAAUAUGAAGUCGGGGGAAUGCUAGAAGAGGAAGUCGAUGAACUAUUCCGCACUCAUGCCUUCAGGGGGAGACCUGCUCCAUUUGACUUAGCUACUCUGUCCAAAAAUUUAGUAUCGACUAUUGGCCGGCUUCCUUUGACUGUUGAGGUUGUUGGGUCAUAUUUAUAUUCUAAAAGCAAGGAGGUGUGGGAGCAGACAUUAAAUGAAUUGAGAAAAGUACCUGAGCCACAAGUUCAACAGAAAUUGAUGGUAAUAAUCAAAGCAUUACCUGACAAGCAAAGACAGAUAUUUCUGGACAUUGCUUGUUUCUUCAUUGGAGAGGACAAAAGUGUUGCAUACUACCUGUGGUCUGACCGUGAUUCCACAAGCAGAUUGGUAUUAGAAGACCUCGUCAAUUCGUCUAUUGUUAAGAUUGAGAACGAUAAGUUAUGGAUGCAUGAUCAACUUCGAGACCUAGGUAGGGAUAUUGUCAUAGAGGAACAUCUUAAACUUGGAAAGCGCAGUAGAUUGUGGAGUCACGAGCAAGCCCAAGUUGUGUUGGUGAAUAAAAAAGCAACGGAAAGUGUUCAAGGAGUUCUUCUCAAAUUUGGUAGUGGGUCACAAUACAGUUUUGGACCAGCACAUUUCGCGAGGACGUCAAACAUAAGAUUCCUUCGAUUGGAUCAGGCGAACCUCGAAGGAAAUUUUGAGCGGCGUCUGUCAAGUUUAAGAUGGCUCCAUUGGCAAGGUUGUCCUCGGCAUCUUCUUGCUGAAAAAUUGGAUUUGACGGAGUUGGUUGUUCUAGAUCUUUCCUGGAGCAAGGUCAGUGACAAAUGGAACGGUUGGAAUGAAAUCAAGAAAGCCAAGAAAUUGAGAGUUUUGAACCUCACUGGCUGUUAUGAUAUGAUAAGAACUCCAGACUUAUCUCAUUACAAAUGUUUAGAGAGAUUGAAUCUUGAAAGGUGCAUUCGAUUGGUUGAAAUCGGUUCAUCAAUAAAAAGUCUGGAGAGCUUGGUUUUGCUGAACUUGAGGUUUUGCACUGAACUCAAUAAGUUGCCUGAAGAGCUGGGUUCCCUCAAAUCCUUGGAAGAGAUUCUUAUAGAUGGAACUGCUGUUCAAGAAAUUCCUACCUCCAUCAGUCCUAUGCAAAAUCUUAGAAGAUUCAGUGCCUGCAACUGUCUUUCAUUGAUCCGGCUGCCCAAUUCAAUUAGUCAUGUGAAAUCUCUUAGAGUCUUCACACUAAAUGGUACCAAAAUAACUAAACUUCCCCUGUCUGCAGAGUUAGAAAAGCUACAGCACUUGUCAAUAAAUCAUUGUAGGUCAAUAUUGAAGUUACCAACGUCCUUGGGGAGUUUAGCUUCAUUGAUCGAACUUGAUUUAUCAAGCACUGGAAUUGUCGAAUUACCUAAUACUGUCAAUAAGUUAUAUCUUUUAAGAGUGCUCAAAAUUGAUUUUACUUUUGUACGAGAGCUGCCUUGUGCUAUAUGGAAGUUGAAGAGCCUUGAAGAGCUGCAUGCUUCAAGAUGUCGGAGUUUAGCUGGGGAAAUUCCUAGAGAUAUUGAGGAGCUUUCGAGAUUGAGGGUCUUGAGGCUUGGAUACUCUCGGAUUCGUGGUCUACCAGAUAGCAUUUCUACACUUCCCAAUCUGCAAACGCUUGAUCUGCUUCAUUGUGACAAGCUCCAUAGAGUGCCCAAGCUUCCUUCCACUUUAAUAAGCCUAUCUGUCAGUUCUAAAUUGAUGUAUACAAUCCCAGACAUCAGUAGGCUGGUUAAGUUGGCAGAGUUAUUCUUGGCUGAUGGAUCCCAGGAACUGGUGUUACCUGACCAAAGUCAAAUUGAGGCAAAAGGACACACUUAUUUAAAGCUCGGGAGUUUGUCAGAGCUAAAGAUAUUGCAGCUAUCUAUGUUAAAGAUCCAACUACUACCUGUUGGGUUGGAUCGCCUUUCUAAGCUCACAAAGCUCUCCCUUUGCUGCAUUCACUUGAAAAAGCUACCGCAGCUUCCUCUGGGUUUAUUCACCCUCUCACUUCGCCAGUACAAAUCGCAGACGAGAUUGCCAGAUCUUUCGUAUUUGGAGCUCCUGUCAGAAUUUGAGCUUUUCGACUGUGCUGUAACAGAAGUUGCAGGCCUCAGGGAGUUCAAAUCCUUGCGAAUUUUCAGAAUAUCUCACUGCAACCUGCAACAGCUGGAUGAGCUGGAGAACUUGAUAUUUUUAGCAUCAUUGAAUGUUUCGUAUUGUCAAAGCCUUGAGAGACUUCCCAAUCUAUCAAAACUGAAGAAGCUGAAAGAUAUUAAAAUUAAGGGCUGUCCGAAGAUUCAGGAUAUUAAAAGCGUGGAACACCUGCAUUCCUUCAAGAAGCCAAGGGGUGCCAUAAUUGAGGCAGAAAGCUCAUCUGAGGUUUUGUCACAGGUGGAGUUUAGCAAACUAGCUAAUACCAGACAUUCUUCCAUUCAGGGUGUCAAAUGCAAGGAUAAAGAAGCAAAAUCUUCCGAUUCUGUCAAGUCAAUAACUGAAACUAUGGGCGCUUCUUCUAACUUGCAAAAUUCUCCCUCUGUUGCAGGUUCAUCCGCCACGUGGCAUAGAGUGAAGGCUGUUGCUUCCAAAUUCAGCUGUCAGAUGAUUUCCAGAACCAAGCCAACACACUCUUUUCCACAUUAAUCAAACUUAAGUGUUGAGCCAGAUAAGAGGGACAGAAACUACUGGCAUCUCGCUAUCAACAGAGUAAGAAGAUGUGCCACUUGACAGAGCAUCGACUAUCCCUUCUUUGGCAACGAUUGGUUCUGCUGUGCCUCCUCCUCCUGCUCAACCGUAGUCAUCAUCAGCAAUGGACAAAGAUAAAGCCCCUAUAAUUGUCGAGGCAGAUUUACGUGGUGGCGGAGAGGAAUCUCUUUUCUCAAAGAUCGAGUCUCUGUUGAGUGAUGACUCAGGAGAGCAAAAUACUGGGACAGAGAUGUCACAAGCAAGUCAUUUUGAUCUUCAAGCAUACCAGAAUGCAUCGCAAGAGUUGGAAAUUACAAUGAGUCAGGGACUCCAGGCAAUCGUGUUUAAUCCCAAGCUACUUGGUCAAUUGCAAGAAUUACUGAACUUCUUAGUCGAACAAAAUGCACCAGAGGUCUCUACUAUUGGAUAUCAAUGUGUCUAUCUCAAAUUGCAGAACUUUAUUCAGACUCAGGUGACUCCCUCUCUUCCCAAUAAAAGAUCCUCAUUGAAUGUGAGGGGUUAGAAUGGGAGCUCAAAAUGGAAAAGUUUCUUUUGGCGUCUGACAAGGAUGAAGUUCGUUUGAUCAAGAAACAAUGUGAAGAGAAAGCUAAGAGUGUGGCUGACAAUGAGCGAGUUAUAACCCAACUUCAAGCAGAGAUUGAGGCACGCAAGCAGACAGUUGAGAAUGCAAAGUCAGAAAUAUCAUAUCUGUCGGCAAUGAGAUUGGAGAAAGUUAAAGAACUGAAGAAUUAAAUACGAGCAGUUCCUCAGUAUGAAGAGAGAGAAUCCAAGCAUGGAAAAGAAGAGAAAUCAAGCUUUGGAAAUGAUUGACAAAAUCAAUGUAGAGUGGAAUGAAUUGUGUGCGGAUAUUAAAGGCCGAUUAGCCUCUAAAUAGGCUGGCACUUUUCACUUUCUUUUAUUUGAAUCUUCUUGUAUUUGAAAACUUUUCCAUUCUGGCAAAAAAAUACAGGUUUGGAGUUU